AUGCCGGAAGUGAAGCCGUACAAUAACUAUUUUGUCGAGGAAAAGGACUUGAAAUAUGUUCCUCCAUAUUUCAGGGACACCCCAGAAACAAGAAGCGAAGUGGACUGCGUCACCAAAGGAGUGUGGCCACAAUGGCUAAACGGAACUUUCGUCCGAAUCGGCGCAGGCAGAUUCAUCAUACCCCUCUCUGAAGAUAAUUCUAAACCAAAUGCCGUUCUUCAGCAUUUCUUCGAUGGCCUGGGCAUUCUGCACAAAUUCACCAUGUCCAAUGGCCUGGUCCGCUACAGUAGCCGACAUACUGCGGAAGGCGUAGUGCGUAGAGCUCAAAAAGAGGGCUUUGUCAGUACUACAAUGUGUGGAAUUAAUGCCAAUACUCCUCUCAAAUUGGCCCAGGACCCAUGUUCGGCGCUGCUGGGAGCUCAGCAAUCACUCUGGGUUCCAACUGGCCAUUUGGAACCUGAUGCGGCUAAUAUCAAUGUGGUUCCUCGUCGAGGCAUGCAUUUGCCCAAGGACGAUAAUCCUCUGUCGCGUGGCGCGGCAUCCGAAAAUCCGGCGGAGGAGGAGAUCUUAGUCCACACGGAUUUCAACAUGCUACAAGUGUGCGAUGCAAAGACUCUCGAGCCAAAGAGGCUAUUGACAUACGCCGAAAUCGACCCCGAACUCGCUGGUUUUGGCAUUUGUGCCCACCCACCGAAAGACAGACAGCGUGGGACCACGUAUAACUAUUUGAUUUCGCAAACAGGUGUCAUGUUUUGUUUUGCGUUGGACGUGGUCUCUAACCCUGCUAAGCUUCUUUGGAAAACGGCUCUUCCAUGCGCGCCGUGCUAUAUCCACUCGUUGGCCAUGACGAAGGAAUACGUGGUUUUCAUUCGCAAUCCUAUUCAUCUUGAUGUGAGCGACGUGACAAAACAGUUCAUGGAUAUGCUUGAGGUUGAGUCGGACUCUAAGACCUUCUUCUACGUUUUGCGAAAGUCCGACGGAGAAGUAAUUGCGUCGUAUUCUUCGCCGAAUUUCAUGUUCUUUCACUCCGUCAACGCAUACGAUUUUGUUGAUGACGCCACCGGUGAUACAUCCAUCCAUGUGGAUUUGUGUAGUUACCAAGAAGACUACAUUCCAUAUCGCGAGUACACCUUAAGCAACGUCGUUGAUCCGGCCAGGCCAUAUCAAGAUGGAACGCUGGUCCGCUACGAACUGGCAUCGGUCAAUAAAGCAGGUCUUCAGAGGACUGAACGAGCGACAGUUGCGCAAGCCAUUCCCGGUGUUGCAUUAGAAUUACCCCGGAUUAGUAAAUCCGCGUCCAUGGUGCCGGGCUAUAGAUAUGUCUAUGCCACAGGCGGAAAUGCAGGUGCCAGUCCUGGAACAGAAGUCCCGAUUGGGCGACUUGGCAAUGGUCUCAAAGUCGUGCAGGCCGCUUUCUUUUCAUGUAUUGUUAAGACAGAUUGGAAGACAGGGGGUUGGGUCAAGUGGCAGCCUGAAGAUGGAGAAAGUUGUCCGUGUGAACCCAUUUUUAUUGGGCGUCCUGGCGCAACUGAAGAAGACGAUGGUAUCGUUCUGACUAUUGUCAUAAACAAGAAAGGGACACACAGUAUUCUUGUUGCAUUGAGAGGUACAGAUCUGAAAGAGGUCGCCAGAGCUGACAUGCCGCAGGUUUAUGGUAUUGGCCCUCAUGGUUCGUUUAUCGAAGUCCCAGGAAUGUAUUGA
Molecule: messenger RNA, 1701 nt
Organism: Talaromyces amestolkiae
Lineage: Eukaryota; Fungi; Ascomycota; Eurotiomycetes; Eurotiales; Trichocomaceae
Exons: 6
Coding region: 1-1701 (566 amino acids)
Biological process (GO): carotene catabolic process
Molecular function (GO): carotenoid dioxygenase activity
Source: RefSeq, a predicted model, not a curated record